Periconia digitata is the source of this 4794-nucleotide messenger RNA. The record is from the annotation of a GenBank genome assembly. NCBI's taxonomy places the organism in Eukaryota, Fungi, Ascomycota, Dothideomycetes, Pleosporales, Periconiaceae.
UCCCGACCCCCCAAUCAAGAGCAGGCAGAAUACAUAGACAACAGGCGGAGCGAUGCUUUGCGGUCUGCGAGCCUCAUGAGCUCAGAUUCGGAAGAGAGCCAAUCCAGCGCUCGAAACCACCACUACCCUAACAAUAUCGUCCACCCCGAUAAUCAUGGCGACACCAACGACGUGGAAGACGAUGCCGUCGACGUUCCAUCACCGAGCGUUGAGGUAGACGUAGCUUCACCUCUGCCUUUGCGCCCCAAAAGCCCCCAAUCCAUCUCAACCCCCGACGACACCCCCUCCAUCCAGGACUCGGGCCUCUCCUCCCCCGGAAGCAGUCUACCUCUCUCGUAUGCCUCUUCGCGGCCUCACCGUCCCACCUCCCUCCAGCCCUUCGAGCGCCGCUUCUCCGCCCGCCUCUCCCCUUCGCCCUCUGCCUCCCCGCGCGCCAUAGCCAGCCCCGCCUUCCUGUCGCCGCAUUCACGCCAGUCCUCUAUAUCAAGUAAUGUCUUCUUCCAGCAGCAGCCCGACGAGGCAGAUACACCGCAGGCGCCCUGGGAAGUGGUGCGCUGGACUAAGCUCAAGAAGAUCACUGGCCAGGUCUUCUCCGAGGUGGGCAAGCGCAACUUUGGCCGCCCGACCUGUCUGGCCGUGACCGCGUCUCUUGUCAUUGGGACAUCCAAAGGCUUUAUUCUCGUCUUCGACUACCAGCAGGUUUUGAAAUCCAUCAUAGGCCCGGGCACAAAGGCCAUUGAAUGUGGCUCCAUCACCGCUCUGGCCAUUUCUGCCGAUCACUCAACCGUCGCCGGAGGUCACACGACUGGCCAUAUCUUUACCUGGGAGUUGGCGCGACCUGCGAAACCCUUCCUGCACAUUUCACCUCUGGAUCGCAAUGCGUUGGACGAAAGAAAAUCGGACGGCCACAUUUCAGGCGUGGCCAUCCUGCACCUGGGUUUUCUCGGAACCCGCCAUACUGCUCUCGUUUCCGCAGAUGACGGAGGAAUGGCCUUUUCCCACUUGGCUACUCGUGGUCUCGGAGCUAUUGCGAGGUCGGUCAAGAUCACUCGCAUCCUCGGAAGGUACCCACUGUCUGAUAAGUCCAUGGAACGACCGCGCAAGCCGAGCUCCGUUCUUGCCUUUUCUCCCCUGCCCCUUGGCAACGUGGAGCAGCCGACCGACUCGAUGGGUUUGACCGCAUUGUUGACUCCUUACCUCCUCGUCAUCGUCUCCACAACUCCCAUCGCACAGACUCAGCACAAAGCCUCGCGCCCCAAAGAGAUUGCCCCUCACAGUGCCUUGAGCGGCUGUCUUGCGUGGUUCCCUGCUGUCAAGCUGAAGAACUCUUCUGGAGAUUCCAGUUCACCUGUCUCCAAGACUAAACUCGUAUACUGCUGGUCCAACAUUCUGACUAUUUUGGAUGUGGACGCUAUUGUUGCUGCCCCCACAGAACGUGAAAAACCCACGGAGCUCAAAUUCAAGCCACGAAGUCGCUGGACUUGCGAAGAAGCUAUUGUCGGAGUGCAGUGGCUGAGUCGAUCGGUACUAGGCGUUCUGACCAUCAGCCAGCGGCUCUUAAUUCUUGAAGACAAUACCCUUCGGAUGACGGACGCAUUCGAUCUGUUGCACAAACAAAUCUAUCAUCAUGAUUUAUUUUCUCACCAACUUACACCCGUCGUGGAACAACUCAAUGAAGCGGACACAUCGAUGCAUGGCGUUAUCGCUGAUGCUUUCUAUAUGAGUUUUAGGGCUUACAAGGGACGGUUGUUUCUCUUGGGCGUGAAUGAUGUCUCCAUCGGCACUCUGUCCAACUGGGCUGAUCGUUUGAUGGCGCUCAUGGAGGAUGGUGAUUUCAUAUCUGCUAUUGCGCUAGCUACGUCGUACUACGUGGGCGAUGCUGACAAACUGACGGUCGGCCUACCGGAUGUCGACACCGCGCGCCACGCCAUGGUGCAAGAGAAGCUUCUGGAGAUGAUAUCUGCAUCCUUGAAAUACACAUUUUCUCACCAAGAUGAAGCGGACGACUCACGUGAGAAGCAGUUGAGGGAUCUCGCCGCAGCAUGUUUUACUGGCCUACUUAGCAUGCGUGAAUUAGAUUUCUUGUUCGAAGAUGUCUACGACGCAUUUGAGGAGGCAUCCUCGGAGAAAGUCUUCUUUGAGACGCUGGAGCCCUACAUCGUAGAGGAAGAGGUCACAGCUGUGCCACCCAACGUACUCAAGGACCUGAUUACCUUUUAUGUCUCUUCUGGUCGGGCAUCCCGUUUGGAGGAGAUGAUAUGUCGGCUGAGCACCGACACACUCGACAUCAACCAAGUGACCACUCUCUGCCAGCAGUACAAUCUUUAUGAUGCACUCAUAUAUGUUUGGACGCGAGCUAUUGGUGACUUCAUCACCCCGCUGGUGAACAUUCUAUCUCUCAUGAGCAUAGUAGACCUGGGAGCCGAUGAGACAGAGAAUAUCUACAUGGCUUCUGCGAUGAAAAUAUUUCCCUACCUGGCAUACACUUUCACCGGGAAAGUAUAUCCAGGCGGAGCCCCACUCGACGACGACGAGGCAUACAGCGCCAAAAAGGACAUGUAUCGCUUCUUGUUCUCGGGUAAAAACCUGGCAUGGCCUCCAGGCUCAGGCAACGUGAUAACCACACGGACGGAUAAGAGCCCGGAACCUGCUUUCCCAUACUUGUGCUUGAUCCUCGACUUCGAUGCCUCUAGUUUUAUGAGCGUACUCAACGAAGCAUUCGAGGACAGCUUUCUCAACGGAGACCAAGAAGCCACGAACGGUAGUCAUACGAACGGUGCACAGCGCGGCUCGGCGUUGACCCCUACUCGGCAGUAUAUUAUCAAUAUCCUCCUUGGUAUCAUCACUCCGGACAAGUUUGAUGCAGAAGAUGUGGUGUACUUCUAUAUGUUCAUCGCACGCAACUUGCCAAAGUAUCCCCAACAUAUCAUGCUGCCCGGUACUUCUCUUCACCAAAUCCUGGUCGGCUUGUGUAACCACCCCCCUGAUAUGAUUAAAGAGGACUGUCAACUAUCUGCCGAAUAUCUUCUCUCUAUCUACCAUCCCCCAAACCUCCAAAGUCUAGUGCCACUGUUCGAACAGGCCGAGUUCUAUCGAGUACUCAAAUCUGUAUACCGUGGAGCGCAACAGUGGGCGAAGCUGGUGCAGACCUACCUGGACGACGACGACGACCAAACAGAUGUAUUUGGAUGCAUUAGUGAUUGUCUGCGGCCAAGCAAAGGCCUCAUGAAGAAACAGGUCAAUGAGAUAAAAUCCGUGAUUGUGGGCCGUGCCACCGAACUAGUCAAAAUUGAUGCUACGCGUACAGCAGUAACUUUAAAACAGUAUGCGUCUGAUGUCCUACAGCCCGUUCUCGAUGCUCUCGAAGACGAACCUGAUAGCCAGUUCAAAUAUCUGCAAGCGCUUAUUGAGCCCGGGGAGGCUACUACAAGUGUGCCUCGAGCAGCUAGCGAAGGCCUGCCUCCGGGAUUCAUCGAGCAAUAUGUACAGCUCAUGUGCAGAUACAACAGCACUCACGUCGCAGACUUUGUUAGUCUCCUCGAAUCUGGCGAUCUGAAAUUGGAUCCAGUAUUGCCUUCGCUCGAGAAGAGUGGAGUCAUCGAUGCGGCUGUUGUUCUCAUGGCUCGAGACGGGCUCGUGAAGGAAGCAAUGGACAGACUUGUGAAACACCUGGGCACACUAGAAACUGCGCUGACAGGUCUGGUCGGUGCAGCCGCGGAGACACCGGACGUGAGCAAUACCGAAGAAGCUAUACAUGAUCUCUUGGAAGACAUACAAAAGUACGUCAAAGUGGGAAUAUGGCUCUGCCAGGGCCAAACGCGGUCCAUGGAACGCCCUGUAGAGUCUCUUGCCGAUAGACGCAAAUCCGCGUAUGGCGAUGUACGCGAAGAAGACCUCGCUCUCGAUGAAAUACUUUGGCUAGACCUUGUCGACACCGUGGUCAUGCUCAUCAAGAACGUCUCUAUAGCCACGACUACCCUUCAAGACGCCACGACGAGCGGUGCCGUACCUACACUACAGCAACCCAUUGAUACAGGCGAGAUUACCACCACUCUACGUUCCGCCGUCCAACAAACAUUUUCCGCCCUCCUCGCCUCGACCACUAUACCCCCAAAGCAACAAAAACAGUCACAGGCCCUCUCUGCCAACGCAAGGCCGCCCCUUCACCCCCGCUCCCGCACAAAUAACCCCCAAACAAACCCCUCUUUCCUUCGCAUUCUCCGCGCCUUCCUCACUCGCGCAACUCACACUUCCCCCUCCCUUUCACACCUGCGCACCGUCCUCGCCGAAAUCUUCGCGGCUUAUACGUUCGAAGAAACCAUCCUCAGCCUUGCAAACCGCUUCCUCGACAAAGAGGGCUUCGUCAAUGUCGCAGAAUUACAUCAGCUACGUCAACAAGGCUGGCGUCCUAGAGGACAGGUAUGCGAGGGGUGCAAGAAGCGCUGUUGGGGGCCCGGUACCGGUGGUGCUGUUUGGGAGGCGUGGAGGCGGAGAGAGGGCGAGAAUGCACUCAAGAAAGCUGAAGGGAGGGAGGAGGAGAGCGGUGGGAAGGGAAAGGGGAAAAGUGUAAAGAUCGAGGAGGGAGAUGAUGGUGGGGAGGGGAAAGAGAAGACAAUGUCUUUGGUUGUGUUUGCCUGUCGGCAUGUUUGGCACAGGGCGUGUCUGGAGAAAGGAGGUGGUGCUGGAGCUGGGUCCAUAGAAGGGGAAGUGACAUCUAGUUCUAGGCAUGAUGUUGAUGACGGGAUAAGACAUGGACACGGUGGGGUGAAGUUCACUUGUCCGAUCUGUGCAUAG